AUGGAGCUCUGGAACUCCACCUUGGGAAAUGACUUCACAUUAGCAGAGAUUCUGAAUGACAGUGGGGUUCCCAAACUGCUUUUUGCCACAAUCGCUGUCCUCUACAUGUUGGCCCUGACCAGCAAUGGCCUGCUGCUCUUGGUCAUUAUAAUGGAUUCCUGGCUCCAUGUGCCUAUGUACCUUCUACUUAGCCAGCUAUCUCUCAUGGACUUGAUGUUUGCAUCUGCAGUUACUCCCAAAAUGCUUGUGGAUUAUCUGCAUGGGGAGAACGCCAUCUCCUUUGAAGGCUGCACCUUUCAGAUGUUAGUAGUUCUCACUUCAGGAGGUGCAGAGGACUUACUACUGGCGUUCAUGGCCUAUGACAGGUAUGUGGCUAUUUGUCAUCCUUUGCACUACAUGGUCCGCAUGAGGCCAAGGAUAUGCUGGCUCACAAUAGCCACAUCUUGGAUCCUGGCAUUCCUGAAUGCUGUGAUACUCACCUCAUAUACUAUGCACUUUCCUUUCUGUAUGUCUCGGAAAAUCAGGCACCUACUCUGUGAGAUCCUACCCUUGUUGAAAUUGGCCUGCGCAGAUACCUCCAUAUAUGAGCACAUGGUAUAUGUGAUAGGUGUGAUCUUUCUCAUGCCUACCCUUGCUGCUAUCCUUGCCUCUUAUACAUUUGUCCUAAUUGCUAUCCUUCACGUGUCCUCGGGUAAGGGAAGGAAGAAAGUCCUCAUCACAUGCUCUUCUCACCUGACUGUGGUAGGAAUGUACUAUGGAGCUGCCAUGUUGAUGUACAUCCAGCCCAAUUACUACCAUAGUCCCCAACAGGACAACAUUCUCUCUCUAUUUUAUAUUAUCAUUACUCCAACACUGAACCCUCUUGUCUAUAGUCUGAGAAACAAGGAGGUAAUAGAAGCCUCCAGGAAAUUACUGGGGAGAUUCACUUCUGCCCAGAGAUGA
Lynx canadensis (Canada lynx) is the source of this 942-nucleotide messenger RNA. RefSeq names its product olfactory receptor 2AG1-like. Gene Ontology annotation, cellular component: membrane. Bases 1 to 942 code for a protein of 313 amino acids. The transcript has a single exon. Gene Ontology annotation, biological process: G protein-coupled receptor signaling pathway. The record is from RefSeq and is a predicted model, not a curated record. Gene Ontology annotation, molecular function: G protein-coupled receptor activity; olfactory receptor activity. NCBI's taxonomy places the organism in Eukaryota, Metazoa, Chordata, Mammalia, Carnivora, Felidae.